Molecule: messenger RNA, 1382 nt
Organism: Saccostrea echinata
Lineage: Eukaryota; Metazoa; Mollusca; Bivalvia; Ostreida; Ostreidae
Exons: 6
Coding region: 99-1346 (415 amino acids)
Molecular function (GO): zinc ion binding
Source: RefSeq, a predicted model, not a curated record
CAUGCCCACAUGUUUAUUUAGUGAUAUGAAAAUGCAAGGUUGCUUACAUUUAGAUUGACGACUCUGUGGAUUAUAUAAGGGGAUCCUGCUUGGCCUCCAUGAAAAAAAUCAAGUACCAUGUAUAUAUUUGUGUAGAAAACAAGCAAAAAGUCUGCUUUGCCUACUGUGAAUGUCCAAUUGGUUUGGCCCAGUCAUGCAGCCACAUAGGCGGUCUACUUUUUUACAUUCACCACCUACAACUUAGUGAAAAGCUAAUGUCGGAUAGUGCCACCUCUAAAUCAUGUCAAUGGAAUGUCCCCCGCCCUAUGAAAAUGGAACCAAAGCCCUUGAAAGACUGGAACUUAAGUCGACCCAAGUUGAGCUCGGAAGGCCAGGUUGAGUUCAGGGAAAAGAAACAGAUUGACUUUGAUCCACGUCACCCAGAUCAGAGGGAAUUUCAACUUGCUCACUCAAUUGAACAACUAAAGAUUCUUAAGGAAAUAUUCCCCAAAACUGGUAUGUGUCAUUUAUGGAUGAUCCCAGAUGAAACACCAGAAGUAGUAAAAGAAGUGGAGGUACAGACAUCUGAGGAUCCUAUGGAGAUGGCAAUGAAGGCACUAAUUCUGUCCAAGGAGAACUUGCCGAUGGCAAUCUCAAUUGAUGAAAACCUCAGCUUAUUCAUUGAGGAGAGAACCCAGGGCCAAAGAUGUUGUCCAAUAUGGAGAGAGCUGCACAAAGGGAGAAUAACCAGUUCUCUCUUUGGUGCAGUUCUCGGCUCUGGUGCUAACCCUAACUCCCUGGUAGACCAGAUAAUUAAAGGAUCUGGUCUAGACAGAUACCAGUCACUGCCCAAAGCAAUACAGUGGGGCAUAGACCAUGAAAAGGAAGCCCUCCAGGACUAUCUCUGCCUCCAGAAUUGCGUUACUAAUCUAACAGUGGAACCAUCAGGACUUACCAUAUAUCCAUCUCAUGCAUUUUUAGGUGCCUCUAGUGAUGGAUGGAUAUAUGAUAAGUCCAUGCCAGUGGGUAACCAGAAAGGGGUGCUGGAAAUUAAAUGUCCUUAUUCUAUUUCCAAUGAAGUCAUCACAGACAGAGAGGUGCAUGAACUUGCUGGACAAGGUGGUUUCUGUCUGGAGAUGACUGAUGAGGGCCCUCGCUUGAAAAGAUCCCACAAAUACUAUGCCCAGAUUCAGGGAGAGAUGGCCAUCAUGGGUUGCUCAUGGGGAGAUUUUGUGGUUUGGACAGCUGCCUCUCAGAGCAAUUGCUUUAUCGAGAGAGUUUAUUUCGAUGUUACCUUUGUAACUUCAAUGAUGCCCAAACUUGUAGAAUUUUUUGUUAGUUAUAUUUCACCUUCUUAUACUAAAUAGUAAAACUCCAUGAUGCCUCAUUGAAACCUGUGUUGA